AUGUUCAAGCUCGCUCGCAGUAGGCCUUUGGCUGCUGCUUUGAGAGCUGCUACCAAGCAGAACACGCCUGCCAGGAGCUCAGCUAUGCAGCAGAAACGAUUCCUUUCCAUCCAUGAAUACCUCUCCGCAAACCUCCUGAAGACGUAUGGCAUUGGGGUACCAAAGGGAGAGGUUGCCCGCUCGGCGGCGGAGGCAGAGUCGAUUGCUAAGAAGAUUGGCGGAGAUGACAUGGUCAUAAAGGCACAAGUCCUGGCUGGUGGGCGGGGAAAGGGCACCUUCGAUAAUGGACUGAAGGGUGGUGUGAGGGUCAUCUACUCACCAACCGAAGCCAAAAUGUUCGCCGACCAAAUGAUCGGCCACAAGCUCAUGACCAAGCAAACCGGCGCUGCAGGCCGCCUCUGCAACGCCGUCUACAUAUGCGAACGGAAAUUCGCCCGCCGGGAGUUCUACCUGGCCAUUGUCAUGGACCGCCAAUCGCAAGCCCCUGUCAUAAUCGCCUCCUCUCAAGGUGGCAUGGAUAUCGAGACCGUCGCCAAAGAAUCUCCAGACGCAAUCAUCACUACAAACAUCAAUAUACACGAGGGGGUCACGGAUGAUAUUGCCCGCAAUAUCGCCUCCGAUUUGGGAUUCUCGGAACAGUGCAUUGAAGAUGCUAAGAGUACGAUCCAGAAGCUUUACAAGGUGUUUAUGGAGAAGGAUGCGACGCAGAUCGAGAUCAAUCCGCUGAGCGAGACGAGUGAUCAUCAGGUGUUGGCUAUGGAUGCGAAGUUGACCUUUGAUGACAAUGCCGAUUUUAGGCAGAAAGAAGUCUUUUCGUGGAGGGAUAAGACGCAAGAGGAUGCGGAUGAGGUGAAGGCCGCUGAGUCUGGACUCAACUUCAUCAAGCUGGAUGGAGAUAUUGGAUGCCUAGUCAAUGGCGCUGGCCUUGCAAUGGCCACAAUGGACAUCAUCAAGCUGAACGGCGGCUCCCCAGCCAACUUCCUCGACGUUGGUGGAGGCGCAACGCCUCAAGCAAUUAAGCAAGCUUUCGACCUCAUCACCAGCGAUCCCAAAGUUACAGCCAUCUUCGUCAACAUCUUUGGCGGAAUCGUCAGAUGUGAUGCCAUUGCUCAAGGCUUGAUUAGCGUGGUGGAAAGUAUGAAUCUACGGACGCCGAUAGUGGCGAGGUUGCAAGGAACGAAUAUGGAGUUGGCGGCGAAAUUGAUCAACGAGAGCGGAUUGAAGAUUUUCUCGAUUGAGGAUCUGCAGUCGGCGGCGGAGAAGAGCGUGCAGUUUUCGAAGGUGGUGAAGAUGGCGAGGGAUAUCGAUGUUGGCGUUGAAUUCAAUCUCGGUCUAUAG
Letharia columbiana is the source of this 1338-nucleotide messenger RNA. RefSeq lists its product as uncharacterized. The coding region runs from base 1 to 1338 and encodes 445 amino acids. Gene Ontology annotation, cellular component: succinate-CoA ligase complex; mitochondrion. Gene Ontology annotation, biological process: tricarboxylic acid cycle; succinyl-CoA metabolic process. The transcript has 6 exons. Gene Ontology annotation, molecular function: succinate-CoA ligase (ADP-forming) activity; metal ion binding; ATP binding. Lineage: Eukaryota; Fungi; Ascomycota; Lecanoromycetes; Lecanorales; Parmeliaceae. The record is from RefSeq and is a predicted model, not a curated record.